AUGUCCGUGAAUGAUGGCACAGAAAGGUGGAAUGACUGCAGUGUGGAGGAUGAAGUUCCAGCUUUACCAAAUUUCCUUCCAAAACGAAACCCAGGAGCGCAGCUUGUAAUGGACAGGAUCUAUUCCCCAUUGCAGCUCUUUCAGCUCUUCUUCACAGGCUCUGUGGUGGACACCAUUGUGAAGAACACAAACACCUUUGCAAAAAUUAGGUCUGAGGCUGGAAAACAUUUCCUUUGGUUGCCUUUGAAGGCAGAGGAACUGUAUUCAUACAUUGCACUUGUCAUUUACAUGGGCCUCCUCGGUGCCAAAAAUAUCAUCGAUUACUGGUCUGGCAAAGAAAUUUACCGCUUGCCCUUCCCAAAAUCCGUUAUGUCCAGGUCCAGAUUUCAGGCCAUUUCUUGGAACCUGCAUCUUUGCGAUCCUGAGGAUGAUCGAGAGAACUCACAAAAAAAGGGGACUCAAGCCUACGACAGACUUUUCAAAAUCAAGCCCCUGUACAACGACAUCGUCUCCGCUUGCAAAACUUACUUCCAUCCAGACAGACAGCUGGCAGGGGACGAGAGGAUGGUGGCUACAAGGGCACGAAUCGGCAUCAAGCAGUACAUGAAAGACAAGCCGACCAAGUGGGGCUACAAACUCUACGUGCUUGCUGAUUCUGCCUGUGGUUUCACUUGGAACUUCUUUGUCUAUGAAGGCAAAUCUUCCCUGGCCACUGGAAAAGGGCUCAGUUAUGAUUCCGUAAUGCAGCUCCUGGAUCUGUCACUUCUCGGCAAAGGCUACCAGCUGUUUAUGGAUAACUUUUACACAAGCCCAUGCCUUUUUAUGGACUUGCUCGCUAAGAAGACUCUGGCAUGUGGCACAAUACGCACCAACCGGCGGGGCUUCCCCAGAACCAAGGCAAAUGACCUCAGUCGCAGAGGCCAAAGGGGAACCAUACGAUGUCUCAGAGAUGGGAAGCUUCUCUUUGUGAAGUGGAUGGACACACGAGAGGUUACAGUGUGUUCGACGAUGCACAAGGCAUAUGACGGUGAUGCAGUCCUUAGGCGUGUCAAGAAUCCAGAGGGUGAAUGGGAAAGACGCAGAAUCCCGAUUCCAACGGCAGUGAAAGACUAUAAUAAAUAUAUAGGAGGUGUGGACCUGUCAGAUGCCCUAAUUGGGUAUUAUAAUGUCCUGCACAAAACCACAAAAUGGUACAAUACUUUUUUUUUCCAUUUUGUUGACAUUGCGGUCGUAAACCGUUUCAUUCUCCACCAGCAUCUCUCCAAAGCUCAGAACAAAAGUCCUCUCAGCCAGAAGGAAUUUAGAGAGAGACUUGUGUCUGAGCUGGCCACACAGUCCAGCACCUCAGGUGCCCCAGAGCCAUCCACAUCUCAUGCCCCAGAGCUGUCUGCAUCCACAUCGCAUGCCCCAGAGCCGUCCACAUCUGCCAUAUCAGCAGGAGAGCCAUGCUGUUCAGAGUACUUUGGGUCAAAUGCCACAAGUGGGAGGAGAGUUUGUGCUUUGUGCAAACUUUCAGGCCUCAAAGUAAAGACUCCUAUGUACUGUACAAAGUAA
Messenger RNA from Sinocyclocheilus rhinocerous, 1554 nucleotides. RefSeq names its product piggyBac transposable element-derived protein 4-like. The record is from RefSeq and is a predicted model, not a curated record. NCBI's taxonomy places the organism in Eukaryota, Metazoa, Chordata, Actinopteri, Cypriniformes, Cyprinidae. The coding region runs from base 1 to 1554 and encodes 517 amino acids. The transcript has a single exon.